Melanaphis sacchari is the source of this 4067-nucleotide messenger RNA. Its product is annotated as box A-binding factor-like. Lineage: Eukaryota; Metazoa; Arthropoda; Insecta; Hemiptera; Aphididae. Gene Ontology annotation, biological process: negative regulation of transcription by RNA polymerase II; positive regulation of transcription by RNA polymerase II; cell fate commitment. The transcript has 8 exons. The coding region runs from base 1129 to 3822 and encodes 897 amino acids. The record is from RefSeq and is a predicted model, not a curated record. Gene Ontology annotation, molecular function: DNA-binding transcription factor activity, RNA polymerase II-specific; zinc ion binding; RNA polymerase II cis-regulatory region sequence-specific DNA binding.
UCCGACCGCCGCGGUAGGCGGCCGGGCGAGUUUCCGCGUCGCGGCACCGGAGCCACCGCGCGCCGCAUCCUAGAACCGGUUCACUUUUCCGAGAUCGAUCGAGCGCCCGUCGCCCAUUCGAAUUCCGCAACCGUCGUCGUCGAGCACGCACAGCGUAUCCACGAAAUAAACAAACCGUCAUUAUCGUCGCUGCUCACUUGCGAGUUUAUCGUGUACGUCUUCCGAGACGUAAAAUGUUUGUGCAUGUUUUCUUCUAGUCGAAUUGUUAUCAUUUAAAACGGAAAAAAUAACAACAAAUUCGCCGCUAUCAACGCGACUUGUUUACACAGCGUGUCGUCCGAAACACGACACGCGCGCGCACCAAACGACUCGGACGCACGCACGCACAAAGCGAUUCCGUUUCUGGUGGGGGACUAGCGACCGACCGACUCAUCAACAGUUAACCGUAAUAAUAAUAAUAAUAAUAAUAAUAAUAACAUUAAAUAUAUCGCAUACUUUGUCGCGCCCGAUCGUCACGCCGACCAACGCGUACCACCGGUUGCGGUCGUCGUCGUUGUCGUCCAACAGCGGUGUCCAGCGCCUGCGCAGUACAACACUUUAAGUACAAAAAAAUCACCAUCCGUCGACAUUAGCUUCAUAAGUGUAUAUUUAUAGUAUACAGUGUAUUUACGUCGCGUUGUCAUUUGGUCUCGUGAAAAAAUAUACAUAAGUAUGUUUUGUUUUUAUUGAUUUUCGCGUCGAUCCCAUUUUUCGGCUAUCCUCCUCUACGCCGCCCGUUAGCCCGAUCAUAGUACGUACGUCCGCGGUGUACUUCGUGCUCUCCCGACUCUCUCGGCUCGCCGACGACUGCACCGCAGCGGCAUUCACGCACCGCUCGUCCGUACUACGCACACACCACCACUGACCGUUCCGCGGGCGCAGCGUGACGUGUUUUUAUCGAAAGUUUUCACCCAUUAAACCGCCAACGUUUGAUUAUAAUAGUAAUAAUAUGUACGAUAAUAGUAAAAACGAUAACUAAGUAUUAUUAUUAUUUAUUUGUUUUUUUUUUUAAUACGCGCUUUUCUGUCUUAUCUCCUCCCGCGUCGUUUGACCGGUGUUAUCUGCAUCGUGGGACGAUACCACGACGACAUGCCGGCCAGCAACAAUAACGCCACUUACUUGAGAGCUUUUGGCUUAUCAGCCAUAGUAGCGGCGGAAUCAUCGUCAGAACAACUGAACCAGCAUCAGCUCCACCACCACCACCACUUACAGCACCAUGUGUUGGUCGACGACGGAAGGAAUGAUUGCGUCGGCGAGUUUGACACGUCCGCCGAGGAAGACAGGGCGGCAGCGGACACAAUCGACGAGCUGAACAGCCGUCGCGGUGACGUGGUGACGACGACCGUAGUCGCCGCUGCGGAGGACGCGAGCGAUGAAUCGUCGUCGUCGGCGGCGGCCACAACGGCCGCGGCGCCGUCGUCGUCGUCACAGCAGCAGCAACAGCGUUGCGACGGCGCGGCCGAUGUGGUAACCGCGGCGGCGGACGAAGAAAAUGGCGGUAGGAGCGCGGGCACGCCCAGCAUCGACUACGGGUCGCCGGCGGUAGAUGGUGCGCCGGUCGGUAGGACGUCGUUCGGGUCGGAGGAGGAGGAGCCCGCCGCCGUCGACCGUUUACAGCAACAACCGGUUCACGGGACGGCAGACGAACGGCCGACCGGCAACGUGUACGUACGCCGCGAUGAUAUGAACUAUCAUCAUCAACACCACCACCAGCACCAGCACCAGCAACACGACAGUCCGCCACAGCUACACGCAAGCACCAGUGCAACGACCACGACGACAUCGACGACCGGAGUCAACGUUAACAACAGUAACAGCAGCGGACCGUCGCCGAACAACCGUUACGACAUGUUAGUGGCUCAGACUUAUCAACAGGCCAAGUACGGCAGUGGCCGGGACUUGAUGGCCUCGAUUUUCCCACAAGUAUUGAUCGCCGGCCAACAGCGCGACGAAGACGAAGAUUUUUACGAGUACCAGCAACAGGCGGCAUACCAGCAGCAGCAGCAGCAGCAGCAGCAGCAGCAACAGCAGCAACAGCAACAGCAACAACACUCAAAGUUCGAACACAUCGUGCUCAAACAAGAACCGCUGGACCGGGUUCAGCACGUGUACGCCGACGAGUACUUCCACCAGGAACACCAGCAACAGUUGUCCGUGCAGCUUCAGCAGCAACAGGAGCAACACUGCUCCAGCCCCGGCAGCUCGGCUGGCGGUUACGACGAGGAAGUGGUGGUAGCCGCCGCUGCGGCCAAAGGCGAAUUACUCGACCUGCAUUUGGCCCGGUCCGACGGCGGCGCGGGACCCGGGCAACAGGAAAACCCCUUUGCGCAUCUCGUGGCCUCGCUGCACAGCGACUCGGGCAGCGCGUCUCCGUUGCAGGGACAUUUGCACGACGACCAACAACAGGGCGGCUGUGGUUCGCCCACUGUCGUGUGCCAACAGCCGCACGUCGCCGACCACUCGUACACGCCGUCGUCCGCGACCGCAGAACAGCAAAUCCCUCAACACUUGUCGUCGCAAAAUCACCACGGCGUCUACCACAGUGGUUCCAACGUCAUACACCACAACAGUUCCAACAUCUCUAAUUCAUCUAUGUAUCAGAGAAGUAACAGUGGCGGCGGUGGCUUGCAGUAUUCAACUUCCCUGCCACAUUACUUUACGUCCUCACCCGAGCUCAACCAACAGCAGGCCAACAACAUCAUCACAUCCGUGGCCGGCAACCAAAUGUGGUCUACAGUUGUGUCCGAAGACGGUACCGGAGGAUAUUCUCCAUCGUCGACAAGCAAACAGCAGCAGUCCAAUCACAAUGGCGGUGGUCUGCCAGCUUUCGCUCAGCGUUUUAGCACACAUACGUCCUCUGCGUCCGCGUACACUGCUCCAGGUUCGUCCCGGUCAGCCCCGUCGUCAUACCACUCGAUCGCCACGCCCGGUGUCACACCGUACCAUCUGACCGCUACAGCCGUUAACAACGGUGGCCCGGGCGACACCUCAUCGCUCCAGUGGGCCACGGCAGCUGCGGGUUACGCGAACACCGACGGCACUAUAAACUACGCUCCAAUGCCGAUCAAAAAUCAGGUGGGAAGGAGUCGAACAAACGCGUUCUCGGCCGCCGCUUCGUUGUCAGCUUUGGCUUCCGGCCCGAGCUCGUCCGGUUCUGGGGAUUUCUAUAACGGCCCUCUGUAUCAUCAUGUGCCCGCUAGUUUUGGAAGAUCAUCUGGAGCCAGCGGAUUAGAAGAGAAAACUACGAGAAGAAUGCAAAACGCAUCUAGACGUCAAGGAUUACAGUGCACAAAUUGUCAAACUGCCACCACGUCAUUAUGGCGCAGAAAUCAAGUGGGUGAGCCUGUGUGUAAUGCAUGCGGUCUAUAUUUUAAGUUACAUGGCGUUAAGAGACCCCUUACAAUGAAAAAGGACUCUAUCCAGACACGAAAGCGCAAGCCCAAAGGUGGAUCUAAAAUAGAACCAGAACCUAAGAGAAUCAAACAAGAAAUACCAUCUGAACAUAACUAUAGUGACUGUCACCGUACAUCUGGCAGUGUUUUGAACCAUGGAAGUGCAAGUUCAGGUCUUGCAUAUGCCAAUUUGUAUCAAACAGCUUCACAUAUAGCACCCGCUUACUAUGAUGUCAUCAAGUCGGAGUCAUCUCAAGAGUCUAUCAACAGUCCACAUAUAGUAAGCCUAGCAUCUGCCAACAACAACAAUAACAACAACAACAACAAUAAUAACAUAAACACCGGCAACAAAGAUAGGCCUAGUGUUCUAACCAUGUCAGUUAAUUCCUAAAAAUUAGUAUAUUUCUCCUUGACUAUUCUUUAGAGUGUUAUCAAUCUUGUUGAUUUCAAUAUUAUUAUAAUAACUAUAUUUAUCAUUAACGAACAAAACGAAAAAAUUAUUAUGUUUUAUUUAUAUUAUUAUUAUUAUUUACAUUAUUUAACUAAUUACAUAAUUUUAUAUAGUACAUACAUUACUGAUUGAAAUGUAGGCAAUUUUCAAAGACAUUAUUUUAGGAGUUUUAUUUUUUUUCAAAA